CUUCUUCAGUCUUUUCCAUUCUCUCUCUCGUAGCAUCUUCCCUCCACACUAGACAUCGACCCAAGAACCGAGGAAAAAGAGGUUAAUAUGAAGCGACAACCUUCCUUUAUUUCCUUCAACUGUAAUUUAAAGUGAACUGGGAAGCCUGAGAAAAUAGUCGUGUGUUCGUGUGUGUGUUUUUUACUUGCGUUACUCCCCUCGAAGAAUAUUCACAAACUCUACUAGGACCCAAGACUGAAGGAAAGUGGUUCAUAUGGAGCAACAGUCUUUAUUUAUCUCCCUCAACUGUGGCUUAAAGUGAUCCUUGAAGCCUUUGGAGUGCAUGUGUUUGUGUUUCUUUUCUUCACUUCGCUACAACAAUCUUUCCAUACACAACUACGAGAGAGGGACUUCCAUGGAGCCUUCAUCGCCCUCUCUCCCUCCACUGUGACCUAAAAUGAACUGGGAAGCCACAUGAGUUAACCGCGCGUGUGUCCGUGUGUCUGCGCGAGUGUCUGUGUGUCCGGCAGCAUGGCACGCCUCCCCCCUGGCACCCCCACGCUGCUCUGGCCUGCCCUCCUGCUCGUCACCGCCGCCCACCUGUUCCUGCUGCUUCUACCUGGCGUCACGGCCCUCCCACCUGUCAUUAGGAUAGGCGCCAUGUUCACGGCGGACCAGCGGGACGGGCCCACGGAGCUGGCCUUCAAGUACGCCGUGUACCGCAUCAACAAGGACGCCACGCUGCUGCCCAACACCACGCUGGUCUACGAUAUCCAGUACGUGCCGCGCGAUGACUCCUUCCACGCCUCCAAGAAAGCAUGCGAGCAAAUCUAUUUCGGCGUGCAGGCAGUGUUCGGCCCCUCAGACCCGCUACUAGGCUCGCACAUCCAGUCUAUCUGCGACGCCCUGGACAUCCCGCACCUGGAGGCUCGUCUGGACCUGGAGCCGGAGUUUAAGGAGUUUUCGAUCAACCUCCACCCGAGCCACGAGGUCCUCAACAGAGCCUUCCAGGACGUCAUGACCUUUCUGAACUGGACUGAAGUGGCUAUUAUCUACGAGGAGGACCUGGGCCUCAUCAAGCUUCAGGAGCUGGUCAAGUCGCCGCCGAGGGAGCACAUGGAGUUCAUGAUCCGCCAGGGCACGCCGGAGAACUACCGCGACUUGCUGAAGGAGGUGAAGCAGAAGGAGAUUUUCAACAUCAUCGUGGACACCAAACCAGAGAACAUGAACCACUUCCUGCGUGGGAUCCUGCAGCUCCAGAUGAACGACUUCAAGUACCACUACCUCUUCACCACCUUCGACAUCGAAACGUUUGACCUCGAGGACUUCAAAUACAACUUCGUGAACAUGACGGCCUUCAGACUGGUGGACUCGGAGCACUACCGCGUCAGGAGGGUGCUCAAGGACAUGGAGAAAUUUCAGCCCAUUGGCCACAACAUCCUGAACCAGAGCCGCGUCAUACAGGUCGAGCCCGCCCUAAUCUACGACAGCGUGCACGUGUUCGCUUUGGGUCUGCAGGCGCUGGAGCGAUCGACGACCCUCAAAGUGUCCAACCUCUCCUGCGACCACGAGCUGCCUUGGGGUGACGGCUCCUCGCUCUUCAACUACAUCAAUUCGGUUGAGUUCAGAGGCAUCACGGGACCCAUACAGUUCAAGGAGGGACGACGAACCAACUUCAAACUCGAUAUUCUGAAACUGAAACAACAUUCCCUAGUGAAGGUCGGGGAGUGGGGUCCAGGGGCGGGGGUCAACAUCACGGACAGGGCAGCCUUUUAUGACCCCGGGACCAUGAACGUGACCCUUCUAGUGACUACAAACCUGGACAACCCCUUUAUGAUGAUGCGUCCCGGUAAGAACUUCACGGGUAACCAACGUUUCUACGGCUUCUGCGUGGACCUGCUGCACGAGAUCUCGGUACACGCGGGUUUCGACUACAUCAUCGAGAUCUCUCCCGAGGGCGUGUACGGGGCGCCCAACCCAGUCACCGGCGAGUGGAACGGCAUUGUCAAGCAGCUCAUGUCCGGGAAAGCAGACCUGGCCAUCGGUUCCAUGACCAUCAACUACGCGCGCGAGAACGUCAUCGACUUCACCAAACCCUUCAUGAACGUGGGUAUCGGCAUCCUGUUCAAGGUCCCCACGAGCCAGCAAACCCGCCUCUUCUCCUUCAUGAACCCGCUGGCCAUCGAGAUCUGGCUGUACGUGUUGGCCGCCUACGUGCUCGUCUCCAUCACCAUGUUCAUCGUGGCACGCUUCUCCCCCUACGAGUGGUACAACCCUCACCCGUGCUCACAGGAGAACGACGUCGUGGAGAACCAGUUUUCCUUAUCCAACAGCUUUUGGUUCACGAUUGGGACGCUUAUGCAGCAAGGCUCUGAUUUGAACCCCAAGGCCUGUUCAACGCGGAUCGUGGGCGGCAUCUGGUGGUUCUUCACGCUCAUCAUCAUCUCCUCCUACACCGCCAACCUCGCUGCCUUCCUCACCGUCGAGAGAAUGAUCACGCCCAUAGACGACGUGGAGGACCUGGCCAGUCAGACGGAGAUAGCCUACGGAACCCAGGCGUCCGGAUCCACCAUGACAUUCUUCCAGGACUCCAAGAUCGAAACCUAUCAGAAAAUGUGGCGUUUCAUGGAGAACAAGAAGCCGAGCGUGUUCGUGCCUUCCUACGACGAGGGAGUGCGGCGCGUGCUGGAGGGCAACUACGCCUUCCUCAUGGAGUCCUCAAUGCUCGACUACUACGUGCAGAGGAACUGUAACCUCACGCAAAUCGGCGGGCUGCUGGAUUCGAAGAGCUACGGGAUUGCGACGCCGAUGGGCUCUCCGUGGCGGGACAAGAUCUCGCUGGCUAUCUUGGAGCUGCAGGAGAAGGGGGUCAUUCAGAUGCUCUAUAACCGCUGGUGGAAGAACACAGGCAACACGUGCAACAGGGAGGACAGCAACAAGGAGAACAAGGCCUCGGCUCUGGGCGUGGACAACAUAGGUGGAGUGUUUGUGGUGCUCCUCUGUGGACUCGCCUUCGCCGUGCUUAUCGCCAUUCUCGAGUUUUGUUGGAACGCCAAGAAGAACGCACAGAACGAUAGGGCUUGCAGUAUGCACAUGGGCGAGAGGCCGUUCAAACAGUCCCUGUGUGCCGAGAUGGCUGAGGAGCUUUGUUUCGCCAUGCGCUGUCGGGGCUCACGGCAGCGUCCAGCCCUGAAGAGGCACUGCACUCGCUGCGUCCCCGGCGUCACCUACGUUCCGGCAGGGCUUGAGGUGCCGCAGAUCAACGGUAACGGAGUAGGUGGAUCCGGUCUCUCGUGCGGAGACUGGCCAGACCGAGGUGGAGACUGGCCAGACCGAGGUGGAGACUGACCUUCAGCCCCGAAGAAGAAGCUCCAUCAAGGCGUCUCUCCCUCGCCUGAUCCCUCCAGAACUCAAACUCUCCUCCUUCAGUCUCAAGACCUGAGUACUCCUGUAGGUGAGCGCCCCGCCCAGCCCCGCCAGGAGAGGGAGUCAAGCCAGCCCACUCAGGGGUGUAGCAGGGACCACGGGGUAGCCAAAGCCUCACCCCAGCAGGAGGGAGGAAGCCCUAACCCCCCUCAGGUUACGCCCAAGCCUAGCCCAAAGCCACAGCGGGAGGGGGAGGGUCCUCAGCACCACCACCGACAGGAGAGGGAGGAGUCCAUCGCCUACCUAUAUAACCUACACCAUCCAGAGUGUCUGCUCAAUACAAUGUGCUGAGAGGAAGGGGGCGGGGUGAGGGAGGAGGACAAGGCAGCAGGGAGGGAAUAAGGGAAGCAGGAAAAAGGGGAGGGGAAGGAGUGAGGGAGACAAGGCAGUGGGGAGGGUAUAUGAGAAGCAGGAAAAAGGAGAGACAAGGAAAAGAAGAAGUGAAGCAGGAAAAGAGAUGGAAAGGAAAGAACAUAUAAAGCAGGAGAGAGAUAAAACAGAAAGGAAAAUACAUAUGAAUCAGGAGAAAAUGGGAAGAGGAAGAGAAAAAGCACAUCAAGCAGGAGGUAAGAGAGGAGAAAGAACGGAAAGAACACUUGAAAGAGGAGAAAGAACAGCAUACAGAUGAAAAGGCUACUGAAGAUGAACACAACAAACCAUGUGCUGAAGGGAAGGGGAUGGGAACAAUGAACAAACAGAACAGCAAUGGGAACGAACACACAAACUAAGAGGAGAAAUGGAAGGAUACGAGGCAUUUGGCUAUGACGAUCCAGUGAGUGUGAGCUGCCUGGUGGUGGUGUUGGGUAAAAGGGUAUUUGCUACGUAUAUAACAUUGUGUAAUACUGAUAAUAAUGGUGAUGUGUGUGUGUAAAUGCUUGUGUACGUGUGUGUGUGUGUGUGUGUGUGUGUGUGUGUGUGUGUGUGUGUGUGUGUGUGUGUGUGUGUGUGUGUGUGUGUGUGUAAUGCUUCUUCUCUCAAAGCAACAGAGGAAAAUUGAUUUGUAAUUGUCGAUGUGAAGAGGAAAAUGCAUGAGUGACCCCCAACAACCUCAAGUGGAUCACCAGUGCCUGUCAUGAUACCAGGAAAAUGCUAGGGCCUAUUUGCAUGUGUGUGUGUGUGUGUGUGUGUGUGUGUGUGUGUGUGUGUGCCAGUUUACACACAUGUGGGAAGAGAGAGAGUGUGUGUAAUUAUAUGUAAAUAAUCACAAAUAAAUGUCAUUGUUUAC
Eriocheir sinensis (Chinese mitten crab) is the source of this 4630-nucleotide messenger RNA. RefSeq names its product glutamate receptor ionotropic, kainate 2-like. Gene Ontology annotation, cellular component: postsynaptic membrane; plasma membrane. Gene Ontology annotation, biological process: monoatomic ion transport. The transcript is spliced from 20 exons. Gene Ontology annotation, molecular function: glutamate-gated receptor activity. The record is from RefSeq and is a predicted model, not a curated record. The coding region runs from base 511 to 3327 and encodes 938 amino acids. NCBI's taxonomy places the organism in Eukaryota, Metazoa, Arthropoda, Malacostraca, Decapoda, Varunidae.